Rhopalosiphum maidis (corn leaf aphid) is the source of this 3246-nucleotide messenger RNA. Its product is annotated as adenylate kinase isoenzyme 5. Gene Ontology annotation, molecular function: ATP binding; UMP kinase activity. The transcript is spliced from 10 exons. The record is from RefSeq and is a predicted model, not a curated record. The coding region runs from base 402 to 2081 and encodes 559 amino acids. Gene Ontology annotation, cellular component: cytoplasm; nucleus. NCBI's taxonomy places the organism in Eukaryota, Metazoa, Arthropoda, Insecta, Hemiptera, Aphididae. Gene Ontology annotation, biological process: UDP biosynthetic process; CDP biosynthetic process.
CGUCCGAACGGCAUAACAUAAUAUCGUUACGGUAUCUAUAGUAGUGAAAAUAAUAAUAAUAAUAAUCGUAGUUUUUAUAGGACCCCGCCUGACCCGACGCCUAUCCGUCGUCAGAGUUCCGCUCCCGAGUCGUCGUCGUUCCACUAAUAACGCGCACGACCGUUAUCAGAACAACGUGCACACCCGAAUUCAGCGCCGGUGUCUGGACAUGUGUGACCCCAGCGAACCCGGUUAAACGAGACACACACGCCGGCGUGCGCCCACCCGCAACUGCUGGGAACCGCGCACGUCAGACCGAAGGCCGACUCUAUAGUUGUCCGCGCGUACACAGGGCGACCGUAGACGUGAUGCCUGCGGUCAGCGAGUCGUGCCGUUCGAAUUGAAACCCGGCGAAUGGGACUAUGGGAAUUUGUCUGGACACAGACAAAAUUCCCGAUGACGAGCAUUUUAAAAAUGGUUCCAAAGAUAGACAAAAUUGGGACGCAGAUGACAUUGACAAUCCAAACAGAAAUGAUACUGGAAUGUUUGCGUACACAAACGGUCACGUCAAAUUUGAUACGCCGAAAGUUCCAGUAAUUUUCGUACUAGGUGGACCUGGAAGUGGCAAGGUCACGCACUGUGACAACUUGAUGAUAGAAAAGCGCGGUAUUGUCCACAUUAACAUGACCGACUUACUACAACAGUACACAGUUGGAAACGAUAUGGAAGACUUCAGCAAACUUUCCAGUAAAACAGUUACUGAAGUAUUGAUGUUGGAGUUGAAAAUGUCUCCUGCAGCCAAAACGUUUUUGGUAUCGGGAUUUCCAAGAAAUAUGCGCGAUGUAGUUGAAUACACAAAUAAGAUCAAAAUCGUAAACGGAGUUAUUCUAAUAUCGUGGAAUCAGAAUGUGUUGGAACGACAAAUCGAUUACGGUGCAAAAUUAGGGCAUGUCGUUUUAAGUCUGGCCAGAAUGGAGCUGAACAACUUCUACAAAAAUGUGACUCCGGUGUCGGACUUUUACGACCAGAGGGGAAUGCUCAUUUCGGUGAACGGCGAACGGAGUCCGACGGAAGUGUAUACCGACUUCCGGUCUUCGGUACUGCAAAUAUUGAGCGCCUACAAAAGCCCUGCGCCGGUUGUAGUAGCUAACGGUAUCGUGCCUGCAGACAAUCCGGGUACCGAACAACCGGAAGUCGACGCUGCCGAGCGUCCAAACAGCCACCUCUCUGUCAAUCUCUUGCCGGAACCACGGGCCACAGACCUUGUCUCGGAACCACGGGUCGCGAACCACGUUUCGGAACCGGAAACGUUUCCGCGAGUCAUUUUCGUAGUAGGUGGCCCCGGCAGUAACAAGAGUUCAUUGUGCCAAAAAGUACUUAGGGCCAACGCCGAUUGGGGGCAUGUCAGCGUUGGACCUUUAAUGAGAUCUCUGGCGUCGUCUCAAGAGCCGCUACAAGAAACGAUCAGCAGUGGACAAAUCCUCGAAGAGUCGAUAGUUCACGAAGUAUUAGAUAAAGAGUUACUCAAGUAUAAAAAUGCAGAGGGUAUAGUGAUCGAUGGUUAUCCAAGGAAUAUUGGACAGCUCAACUAUUUUGAAAAAAAGUAUGCUCAACGGCCGAAGUUGAUACUAUUGGAUUGCUCAAAGUUGCAGUUAGGUCGCGGAAGGUUAGACGACAGCGUAUCGGCGUUUCGCCGGCGUCUGCAGAGUUUCCGCGAACAAACUCUACCGAUGCUCAAGGCACUGGAUAAAGACAACCGCUUAGCCGUAGUGGACGGUAACACCGACGACAAGCGCGUGCAAGAGACGUUCAUCAGCACUCUGGUGGAGACGAUGAAAGGAGAGAAUUUUCCGAUUUACCAUCGGGACGACGACGACGACGACACCGAUCCGCGCCGGGACACGGAAAAGCGAACCACGUCGACUGCGGCGGUGGCGGGGCACGCGGUCACGGGGCCGGCGGUGCCGCGUCAAAACGGUCAUCUACCGAACGACACAAACGAAGAGCACGACAAUCGCGGACAGACUAUCCGUUACGACGUGCGGAACAUGUACGCUCAAAUAGGAUCAUAUGCCAACGAUCCGUCGCUGUACAACCCAUAAACUGUAAUUGCCGUAAACGAAUGACAUUAUUAUUAUUAUUAUUAUUAUUAUUCUCAUUAUUCUCAUUAUAUCAUAUAAUAUUAUAAUGUUGUUGUAGAGUUACGCCCCAAACUUCGUAGGCAAACAAUACGCAUAGUGGCGCUUACUCUAUAAGACGUAUAGGCGUGCGCAGGACUUCGCGAUCCCACAGGUUUUCCUCGUUUUGACACGGGUGAAAUGUGCGCGAGGUAAACGCGAUGCGCUCGUUUUAUCGCGCUCGGCUGUUUCGAGACAAAAACGCGUCGUUCGGUAUUGAGACGCGUUUAUUAUAACAUAUUUAUAUAAAUGGGUUGUGACUUAUUUAAAGUCUAUUAUAGACGAUAUGAUAUUAUAUUAUCCAGUGGCGUAGCCAAGGGGGGUGGAGGGCUAAAGGGGCUAUAGCCCUCCCUCAUUGCCCGUAUUUUUUAUAUUGUUUUGAAACAUUUAAAUCUAAAUAUGGAAACUGUCUUACAAAUUUUAGUUAUUUAAAAUAGUAAAUACGUUAACGACAGAUCAACGUUAAUAUGCCAUCAGUAUUUUUGUUUUCAAUAACUCAAGUUAAAAGUAUUUAGCCCCCCCCCCCUCGCAUUAAAAAAUCCUAGCUACGCCUCCGAUGAUAUUUAUUAAUGUGGGCUGUGUCGUUACUGCUAUAAUUUAGCCGUUAUUAACUGUAAACACGUAUCGUAACGAUGUACACGGUUGUAUCUGUAUGGCCCAACGCCAGGGGUGUCUUCGUGGGGUGGGAUAUGUGACCAGUCGUCCUGGGGCAUACCUUGUAGCUUUUUAAGAAAUUUCUUAGUGUUUAUAGUUAAUUUUUCUGUAACUAAACCGUUUUUUACUAUGUCAAUGUUAAUACGAUAUUGUAUGAGAACGAUUAACGCGUACCUAUCCAUACGAAUUACUAUAUAGGUGAUAAUUAAAUUAAAUUAUUACAUUUUAAUAGACAUAUUUUAUUUAGUUGUAUUAAUAAUAUUGAACGAGAGGGUAUAAUCGUCUAUCCGUAACCUCUUGAGAGAACGUUAUGUCGUACACUCACACGUUGUCCAAUUAACGCACAAGUCAACAUAACAAAUUUUACGUUUAAAAUAAUCCAUUUUACUCUGUUGUUUUUAAUAUUAUAUUAUUACGGUAUUUUCACCGGUUAGGU